Messenger RNA from Exophiala oligosperma, 868 nucleotides. RefSeq lists its product as uncharacterized. Bases 134 to 844 code for a protein of 236 amino acids. NCBI's taxonomy places the organism in Eukaryota, Fungi, Ascomycota, Eurotiomycetes, Chaetothyriales, Herpotrichiellaceae. The transcript has a single exon. The record is from RefSeq and is a predicted model, not a curated record.
ACAGUUUUUCGUCAUUUAUCACUCUCCACCUCUUGUAGAUAUUCAUGCAACAUGACCAGACUUUGGCUCCGUACCUUUUUAAAUAGCAUUGAUCGAAUGCCACUUGGACGCCCUACCAAACAAAAAAACAGCAAUGUCCACGCCUGGUGCGCGCGCAGGUCUGGAGACCUUCGACGACCUUAACAUCCAGUACGAAAAUGCUUAUCGCGACAACGACUUCAAGGUGGCAUGCGUGAGGAAGGCCAUAUCACUCGUCGUGCCGGACUGUCGCGUGCUAGAUGUGGGUUGCGGCACCGGUGUCCCAGUAUCUCAAAUGCUGGCCGAAGCCGGUCUCGAGGUCGUCGGCUUCGACAUCUCGCCCAAGAUGAUCGAGUUCGCUAGCACACGUGUCAGGGGCUCAUUCAGUGUCUCUGACAUGCUCGAAUAUCAACCUCAGGGCAGAUUUGCCGCCGUCUUCAUCAUAUUUGCACAGUUGCAGUUGUCGUAUGCCGAUUUUCAUGCCGCAGCCUAUAAAUUCGCGCGAACCUUGUUGCCUGGUGGGAUCAUUGCUAUCGGCCAGAUGCCGGCAGACAAGUAUGUGAAGAAUCGUUCGGACUACGACGAGACUGGUACCUUCGUGGAGGAUUAUGAUGCACCUUUCAUGGGUGAGCCGAUACCGACAUUCAUGUUCAGUGCACAGGGCCAGCGGGACUUCUUGACAUCGAUGGGCCUGGAGGUCGUCAGUGAGACUAUUGACAUGUUUCAGCCGAACAACCCGAAAUGUGUUCCGGAAGAGCAGCAGUAUAUAAUUGCCAAGAGGACGAGUGAUGCACCACUCGAGCCGCCAAAACCGUUGCCCAAGUAGAUUAUGAAGACUAUCGACAUCGCA